Molecule: messenger RNA, 1082 nt
Organism: Trichomonas vaginalis G3
Lineage: Eukaryota; Parabasalia; Trichomonadida; Trichomonadidae
Product: organellar and viral DNA polymerase type B
Exons: 1
Source: RefSeq, a predicted model, not a curated record
AUGUAUCGGAAGUUGUCUAAGUUAGAACACUCGGAAAUAAAACAACUUCUUACAGAAGCUAAUAUAGAUGUUGCAAAGCAUUACGCAACAAACAAAAAAGCACUCGCUGACAUCCUCAAUGACUAUAAUGGUGCAAUAAGUUAUGAUAGAAUUCAUGAGUUCAUAAAGCCGCAACGCGGCGAGGACGAAGUCCAUGCAAGAGCAUUUCCUUUAAAUGACGUUGCUAUUGACUUAUAUCAUAGACGUUCAGUACCUCAUGAAGUAAGAAGAGAAAUGUUUGACAUAACAAAUGCAAACGUUGGUGAAACAAGAAGAAGAGACGACACACUGAAACAACAGAGAAGAGAGAUGUUUAAGAGCGCUAUAGAACAAGUUCGCAAAGCUAACGAUGUCAUUCGUUCCAUUGACGACAAACCAAAAGAAGGUGAGAGAUGGUUAAAGAAAGAUGAAGAGAAUAGGAAGAGAAAUGUGAAGUCAGGCAAUAGACUCAUUGACUUUAACAUCGAAGCUUUAGAUGAACCAAACAGAGACUACUUACACAAACAUUUCGGUAAGGUUUUCAUGAGACUCUUAGAGAAAAUUAAAAUAAACUCACAACAGAGAUGGAUGGUAUGUUAUAAACUUGGUGGAAAGUAUGAAUGUUCUACGUUAAACCUCAAUAAUAUUGGAACAUUACUACAUCAGCUCUUGAAGGAGAACUUUAUAUCAGAGAUAGAAGCAAAUGCUGCAGGUAUUGUUGAAAUGCACUAUGACUUCUUCUUGACAAACAUAAAGAAUCUUACUGAAAUAAAGAUGUAUGAUUUAACAGAAUAUGAAGGCUUAACGAUGUCAGAUGUAAAGAAAGGCAAACCAAAAAAGAGACCAUAUAGAGAUGAAAGCACACUGACAAAUGACCAGAAAGCCAUUUUGGAAGCUCUUAAGCAAACAGGAAACCCAGCACUUAUAGAAAGCUUUUGGAAAGAUAAUGGUGAAAAGAAGUUUUAUAAGAAGAGAAGCGGUCAGUUCUGGAAGUAUCUUUGCACAUUACCUAUAAAUCUUGAGCGCUACCAAAUCUUCAAUGAACUGAACAAAAGAACUGCAAC